Molecule: messenger RNA, 1274 nt
Organism: Annulohypoxylon truncatum
Lineage: Eukaryota; Fungi; Ascomycota; Sordariomycetes; Xylariales; Hypoxylaceae
Exons: 3
Coding region: 152-1228 (358 amino acids)
Source: RefSeq, a predicted model, not a curated record
AGUUCGUAUUCUCGUCGAGGCUAAGUCCAGACCAUAAGGGUAGAAGGUCACUGCUUUUCUCGUUUCCAAAUUACCGGUACUCGUCCGUGAGUAGCGAUCACAAGUUUCUACUACCGCUCAUCGCCGUCUACGUCCGGGUUCAGAGCUAGAGAUGUCUAACGUACGCAAUAUUACAGUGCCGUGGGUGCCUCUCGAUGAAUUCGAUUGGUCGUUUGCACGUAGCGGACCUCUCCCUUGGAACUUAACUGUUUGGUCCAUCAUAGCAGUUUUCACUGCUUUACCGAUUUGGACGACCGUCGAGCUCACAUUCUGGGUCUUCUACACUUUCGAGAGAUGGAGUGGGGCGUACUUUUACUCAGUUCUGGGAACUACUUGGGGCGUGACGAUCCACGCUGUUGGUUUUGUCCUUAAGUUCUGCGUGCCCGAGGUGAACUGGGUCCUGAGUACGGUGCUCUCCGAGAUUGGCUGGGUCGCCGAAGUUUGCGGCUUCAGCCUCGUCCUGUGGUCAAGACUCCACCUAGUGAUUCCCGGGCACACCAAGCUCCUGCGCUAUGUCCUCGCCAUGAUCAUUAUCGACGAGUUCUUAAUCGGUGUACCGACUAUCGUGUUCCAAUUUUUGGUAUCGGGUCCGGCCACACAUGACAAAUACGUCCCACAUAUGGAGAUCAUGGAGCGUGUACAGAUCAUGUGGUUCUCUGUCCAAGAAACAAUCAUCUCGGGCAUAUAUGUGUGGGGCACCAUGCAGAUGCUAAAGCUGUCGCUCAACACUAAGGCCAGGACCACGCUGGCAUUUCUCAUCAUCGUGCAGGUGCUCGUUGUGCUAGCUGACGUGCUCGUCACCGUACUCGACUACCUUCAAUACUAUACUCUCAAGGCGGUGCUGCACUCGUUCGUUUAUGCCUUCAAGCUCCAAGUUGAAUUCGUAGUCUUGAACGAAUUUAAACAAAUGGCAAAGGGAGGCAUGACCGGUGGCAAUGGAUCGCUUGGGAUAGGGUCCGCCGGCUUUUCGAUAUUCAACAAUAACAACGUCGCCCUAGAUAUGCCUAAGACCGGCGGCGGCAGCACCGCGCAUAACAACUCCGGCGUGACUGUGGUAGGGUCCGCCCAGGGAUCGCCAUCGUCGAGGGCGACAGGGUCGGACACCUCCAGGGCGCAGGACGGGCAUGCUGCACAGGAGCCCGACGCCCUCGAGCUACAAUACCUAGGAAGGUACGGAAGGGCUAUGUAAUUUUAUUCCGUUUUGAUAUGGCAUUUCUAGCAGGACUUUUUUUGGA